AUGGCGAGUCAAGCCAUCGUCGCGAUGCGCAUAUGCGCGCCUCCCGCCCUUGCGCCCUACAUGGGCGCGCGGUGGCGGAAAGCUCCCAAUACCCCGCAGUUCAGCACCGCCUUCGUCGUUCCCAUGCGGCCGAAGCGCGUAACGCUGAGCUUCAGGCGCAACUGCCGUCGCCCGAUCUCCGCCAUCUUCCGCGCUCAGCGAGCGGGCGAGACGCGGCCGGGAGCGCGGUCGUGGAUGGAGCGGAUGGCGAAGGCGGCGGAGGAGAUGGCGCGAGGCGCGGAGCGCGCGUCGAAGGAAAUGGCGAAGGUGGCCGCGGCGACGCUGGAGAACCACAGCAAGGCCAUUGAAGCGGCGUCGCCGCUGCUGUCGCAGAUCGUGGGAGGAAACGACAAGGCGACCAACUUCAUCGCGAAUCUCAUCGUUCCACACGCCCCUGGUGCCUCCGCCAGCGGAACUUCCGCCGUUUCCGCCGCCUCCCCGCGCGCAGCAGCUCCGCAGCAGCUGGCUGAAGACCACCUGCGCGAGGUGUCGGAUGACGUGGCGGCCCACGUCAGCAUCAAGCCUGCCAACGUGGCGCCGAUGACGUCAUCGUUCACAUCCCCGUCUUUGGGCGACGAUGAUUCCGCUGUUGCCGCUCCUGCUGCGGCUAACGCGGAUCCCACCGCGGUCCCAUUGGAAAUGCGCAAGGCGGGCGCGCACGUGCUGGAGGGGCGGGGGGAGCGCGGAGCAAUGCGCGCGGAACUGCGGGCGCUGGAGGCCCGCAUGGACGCGGCUUCCGCGGCGGUGGAAGCCGCCAAGAGCCGCCGGGGGGAGCUGCUCCAGGCGCACCCGGAGCUGCGGCAACGUGUGACCGACGUGGUUGAGGGGAAGGUCACUCCACGCGCCUGUAGUCACCCCCCUCCCCCACCUUUCCCCCGUUCCCCCCAUUUUCCCCCGCUCUCCGCCAUUCCCCCCCGUUCUCCCCAGCUGCGGCAACGUGUGACCGACGUGGUUGAGGGGAAAGUCACUCCACGUGCCGUCACCGUCACCCCCACGGCUGUAGCGCCGUCCUCUCCGUCUAACGCGCCGUCUAAUGCGCCGGGCAACUCGGACGCGGAGGGAGAGGCGCAGGAGGAGUGGGAGGAGGCGGAGGAGGAGCAGGCGCAGGCGCAGGGGGGCGCGCACGGGGCCGCGCAGCAGGGGGUGGUGGCGGGGUCGGUGCAGGCGCUGCGGGCGGGGCGGCAUAGGCAGCGGGAGCGGCUGCAGCGACCGGGCGUUGAGAGAAGGAGACAGCACGCCGCUCAGGUGCAUCUGUCGGUGCUGCGCUCGCUGGCGGAGCGCCACGGCGUGCUGGCGCAGAGCACCGUGACACAGGCGACAACUGGACAGGUGGUAACUGCACAGGAGAGCGAACCAGUGCAGGUCGCAAGGGACGAGCAGCCGCAGGUGUUGCCGCCUGUGGUGGACACGGCAGCACUGUCGCCUGUGGAGCUUGAACUGGUCAAGGCGGAGGAGUCAUGGGACAAGUAUUUAGAGGCAGUCGCGUGGACCAAGGCGCGUCUGCACUCCCUGCGCUCGGCCGCGCCCUCCCCUUCCGCCGCCGCCCUUCUGAGCAUGGAGGCGCAGCUCGUCUCCUCGCUGGCAUUCGCGCAGCAGCGCGCGGACGAGGAGGCUGCGCGCGUGGCGCAGCUGUGCGCGCGCGUGGGCGCGGACGCGGGGGAGAGGCGGCGGAGCAGGGAGGAGGGGCUGCGGAGGGCUGCGGAGGCUGGGGCGAAGAUGGGGAAAGGGGCCGAGGGGGGGCCGGGAAACGGGGGGAGGGGGGAGCGGGAGGGAGAUGAGGGGAAGAGGGUGGUGAGUGGUGGCAGCAGUGGGGGGUCGUUGGCAGGGAUUGGCGACAUGAUGAGUAAGCUCGCCAACAUCCAGCAGACGCUCGAGUCAAUGGCCGCCUCGCCACCCUCCCUCGCACUCAAGGCCGCCCUCCCCUCGCUCUCCCCUGUCUCUGCCUCCUCCGCUUCAGCCCCCUCCCGCUCCCCCUUCUCCUCCUCCUCUGCCUCUUCCCCCUCCCUCUCCCCCUCCUCUUCCCCCUCCCCCACCGUCGCCUCCCUCUCCUCCUCCUCUCACACGCUCUCCGCCUUUCUCGCCUCUCUCAAGUCCCCUCGCUCCUCCCGUUCCUCUCGCACCACCACCCCUGCUCCUGCCUUCGCCGCUGCAACCGGCACUGCUGUAGCAGCACCGCCUGUUCGCUCUACAGUAACAGUUGCAGCAGAAGCAGCAGUGGGAACAGCAGCAGCAGUAGCAGCAACGGCGCCGUCUGCUUAUAGCACGAAAUUCGUAGGCAGGAGGGCGGCGGGCGGCGGGCGGCAUCGUUCGGCCGAGGAGCGGGAGAAUUACCUCAAGGUGUACGCACGGGCUCUCUUCCCGUCGUACGUUGACACGUCAGCAUCGCCAGCUCAGCAGCAGCACGGAGUGGACGGAUUGGUCAGGGAACUCGUCCUACAUGGCGCCAGCGAGGACUGGGCCCGAGGCUACAUCGCCGAAGCUCUGCUCCGGCCGAUCCUGGCUGCACCCAAGCCUCUGGCUGUUGCCAUGGCAUCGGGGCCUCCCUCGCCCCGCGCUUCUUCUUCACACCACGAGUGUUCACAGCACGAGCUACAGCAGUACGCACAGGCCAUCUGCAGUGCCUAUGUGGACGCGUCCAUGAGUGCCUCUGAGCGCGAGGUCGGCACCACCCUCUUUGUCGAGGUGAGGCUCUUUCUUAAGGCGUCUCUGGAGACCGUGAAUCACUGUCAGCCAGCCAAUGAGUUAUCCGCCGACACAUUCAUGACUGCUUCUGAGCGAGAGGCGGGCACUGACUUUUUUGUGGAGCAGUGGGCGAGGUGCUAUGAGGCACCAUUCCUCAUCACCUCACUCACCAUAUCGCACCCGUCUGUCUGUCUUUCUGUCUCUUUUUCCUCCCAGGAGCUGGUGGUGAUGGGCGGCAAGGAGGAGCUGGUGGCGACGGGCGGCAAGGGGGUGGAGCAGUGGGUGAGGUGCUAUGAGGCACUAACGCGCACCAUCUCACUUACUCACCAUGUCCAUCUCUUCUCUUGUGCUCCUGCUCUUGAUCCCCAAAUCUUCCUAAUACCCUCCCAGGAGCUGGUGGCGAUGGGCGGCAAGGAGGUGGAGCAGUGGGCGAGGUCCUUUGUGGCUCAGUCGCUGGCCACAGAGGUGCGCAAGCGCAAGGUCGUGCGCGCUUAG
Molecule: messenger RNA, 3216 nt
Organism: Closterium sp. Naga37s-1
Lineage: Eukaryota; Viridiplantae; Streptophyta; Zygnematophyceae; Desmidiales; Closteriaceae
Source: the annotation of a GenBank genome assembly